Porites lobata is the source of this 9880-nucleotide messenger RNA. The record is from the annotation of a GenBank genome assembly. Lineage: Eukaryota; Metazoa; Cnidaria; Anthozoa; Scleractinia; Poritidae.
AUUACUAUUUUGCCAUACAGCGAACAUCUUUGUCAUUCACUUUCCUUCGUACCAUCGUUCACCAAGGAAGACUCCAUAAGAGUCCAACUCUCCUAUCAUCAUUCACGGGCACCGACAUACGAAGCUGUGGUGGGCUGGGUCGAGCGAGUGAACAUCUCGGGAUUUGAAGCGUGUGUCGCCACUUCAGGGCCAAUCAGACCGAGCAGGGAGGUGACAGUACAAUGGCUAGCUUAUGAUGUCGUACCCAGUGGGGGAAAGGAAGGAAUUGAAGACAUUUCGCUCUGGACAACAGGAACAGUAUGUGUGGCCGUUGAUUUGGAGGGAAAGGUGGGUCCGAGUUGCAGAUCGUAUUAACGAGAUCAGGAGCCCAUCAAAUUUGAUGGGCUCCUGACGAGAUCUAACGUUGUUAUGCGAUUACUGAAUUAUGUCAACCCUAUUCAGCUUUUGAGGUCCCCCUCACUAAGAAGUUGAAUAACUUUAAAGCUGUUCAAGCAGGGACCACUAACCUUAGCGACUUUUCCAAAAAUUUAUCUGGGAAUUUAAAAUUUAUCUCGUGAAGUUUAUGUCAACACUGAUGUUACCACGGAAACCGAGUUUUGGCCUCCACGGUUUUUUCUCUAAAAAAUAGGUUGUAUUUCUAUUUUAAUAGAUGGAAUUAUUAUAUUACUCUUUAUUUAGCGUUAUUUUAUCAAAGUUAUUGUAACAUGAGUUUUAUAUGACCAAAUAACAGAUGCUGACUUAAAUUUUCAACAGUCUUAAUCAGUCUCUCGGAAUUUCAUACUUUGAUGAUUUUUUUUGGGGGGGGUGGCUUCCUAAGCAUCCUUUUAUACUCAGAAAUAGUAAGUUUUCUGUUAUAAAUACCUGAAUUUAUAGGAGAUUUAAGUCAAAUGGUAACAUUUAAAUAAUUCAAAUAGCGGAUCCAAAAUGGCGGAUUCUUCCACUUCCCUUUUUAGUAAUAAAUAACGUCAUGACGACAUCAUUGCUAUUGUUAAGGAUCAUUUACUCCGUUAAACAGCUUUCUUGAUUUUAUCAGAGACCUUACUAUUUAAGUAUUUUUCGCUUUAUGUUUACCUUGAGGGAAAUCAUUUGGAUUCCGCCAAUAAAUUCAGCAAUAUAGGGUUCUAAUAACGUCAGAUUAAGUUAUGCCCAGAAGUUGCAAAUGAUGACUACAUUAUUGUGUGUAAUUUUAUUGGACGUACGAUGGGCAGUUUUGAAGUUAUAGAGGUCACAGGAAGCAAAAAAGAAAAGCCCGGUUUGAAUGGGGUUAAUGUUGUUUGGCGAUGGUGGUGGUGGUGAUGAUGAUGAUGAUGAUUGCUGCAUCAUCGCGAAGGAUUAAGCGCAUAAUUCCUUCUGACGUUAUGAUCUCUCUUUAUAAAGCCUACGUGAUACCGCAUUUAGAAUAGAUGCUGCUGCCAACUGCUUCUGGGAAUAUUUAAAGCGUUGUUCUAGAGUUUUAAACCGCAUGGCCCAAAAUCUCUUUUCCGAGUUUUUUACAUUUCGGACAACUAAACACAAUUUAUGAGGCAGUGGCUAAAUGUUGUGCAAUGAAUUAAUUAAGACUAUUAUUAUUAUUAUUAUUAAUUAUUGUAUAAUCUUAAUAUCUCUGCAUAAUGGAAUUCUUUAUUUUAUAGAAUUUUGAACUUUUAUUAUUAAUUAUAUCUACUUCCUCUUCUUUUGUGUAAGGUUAAGUUACUUCUUUUUCAGAAUUUGUAAAUGAAUAGUUUCUUUCUUGACUUAUUAUAUAUAGGAUUGUUUUUGUUCUCUAAUAAAGGCCGAGGGGUUUCUUUUGUAACGGAUGGAAUUGUAGAUAGUGUUUUGAUGAAUUGAUUACAUUUUUUGUAACAGCAGGUUGAAUGUAAAUAGGAUUUUAAUUGAAGUUUUGUAAUAAAGAUCUUCUUUGUAUUAUUAAAUUAUUAUUAUUAUUAUUAUUAAUGAUAUGAUAAUGGCAUCUUACAACUGUAUGACUACAAUGCGAAUUAUUAGAAAAGGGUAGCAAGUGCCCAACCCUGAUUUACGCAAUCGUCUUUAGGGAUUUACAAAAGCCCCUUAUGUUUACGCCACACCAGUACAAAGACAGCCAGAAAAAGAAGGCGAUCCAUCAUUAAUUUGGGUGGAGAGUAUCUCAACGUUUGGAUUCAAACUUUGCCUUAGAGAGCUAAAGAAUUUCGACGGCGUUCACUCAAGCAUUCGAGCAGUAAGUGAAAACAUCUACAAUACCUAUCUAUUGAGAUUACAAUAACAGCAAGAAUAUUUGUUGUUUCAGUAUUAAAUGACAAAGACCAUCUCAGGCUAUUCUCCAGGCUUUCUCUCUUUGCGAAGUCUAGGAAAGUGUGCGCGAGAGAACUCUGCGAGUCUCAUUUGGCGACAUCACAGCUCACGGUAGAGUCCAGGAUUGACCGACCUAAGUAGUGGGACAAAAUUUGGUGAAUUAUAAAAAGAUUUAUUUUUACAUAGGUGCUUAAUACCAUAAUCCAACGUAGCUAAAUGAAAUUGUUUAUUUUCUAAAUUAGGCGUGGCUUGCACUAGAGGACAUUCCCAGUGAGUAGAAUAAGAAAAUUCCAAUCAAAAGCAAUGUGACUUUACCAAAUAACCAGCCAUUAACAAGCGUCCAACAUUAUAGCUUCUGCCAGGUACGUUUUGCAUUUCAGUUAGAACACAAUGUCUUCUUAAACUUCUGUAUAUUGAGCGUGAUAGUUAAUUAAAAAAAAAAAAAAACUUUCGCUAGACCUCUAACCUUAGUUAACUAAGUAACCUUGUUUCUGGAAGACAAGUUGCCCAGAUGCCUGAGUGAAAUUAUUAGGAUUUGGGGGUCCUCGUCCCCUCUUGCCCAUGUUAUCAGGAUGUUAAAUGUGGUAGUAAGUAUUUACAUUCAUCGCGAUUAAAGCCGGGACCUCUUGUCUGUAUAAUGACUACUUCGGUUCCUUUGCCAAGAUGUCUCUCCCCAUUUAAGGGAGUCCAAGACCGUCUUGGAUUCUGGACUCCAUGUUGUGGAUUCCGGAUUCCCUAUCAACGGAAAUUGGAUAACGGAUUCCAAUCGUUUACGGGAUUCUAAACUUUUUUAGCUGUAUUUCAAAUUCCAUGAUUCCAAAGCCCAAGAUUCUGGAUUUCACAAAGUUGCUAUCAGGCAUGUAGACAUGCAUGCGCAGUUGCCCUCUAAGUUGAAAAGUUCCCCAAAGGGUUAUUCGAAUUGGCGCUUACCGUGUAAUCACACCUUACACUGUAAUCUUCAGGGAGUUAUAAUAACUCCUCUAGUGGGGCUAAUUUAACUCCUUACAGUGGAGUUAUUUUUCGUGGAGUUAUUUUAACUCCAAAAAGGAGUUUAAAGAACUCUUUUUCAGGAGUAAAAGUGACCACAGAUUUUGAGGAGUUAAAAUAACCCCAAAAAAGGAGUUAUCCUGUACCUAAAAUUUUUACUCCACUUUCAGAGUUAAAUUAACUCCAAAAAGAGUGAAAACAACCCCUGUAAGGAGUACAAGUAACCCCAUUUCGGAGUAAUUUUAACUCCAAGACUGGGAGUAAAAAGAACUCUUUUUCAGGAGUAAAAAUGACCCCAAAUUCGGAGUUAAAUUAGGAGUUAAAAUAACCCCAAAAAAGGGGUUAUCCUGUACCUAAAAUUUUUACUCCAUUUUUGGAGUUAUAAUAACUCCCUAAAAAUUACGGUGUAGGCUUGCGCAUAUAAGGUAAAGAAUAAUUGACCUGGAAACUCAUGUGCAUAUGCUUGAAACUACGGUGUAUUCGAUAUUUGUUUCGAUUUUAUCUUUUUCUUUAUUUAAAAACAGAGAGUCAACUUUAGCCAGCCAUUCUAUGCUUCACCUAUCGUGAUAACAAGUGCCAGCCACAGAAUGAAUCCAAAAAACGUCAACACGGUCAUCACUGAAUGGUUAGAGGUUAGUUAUUCAUACUCAUACUCAUACUCAUACUCUGAGAAGACAUCUCGCAAAAGUCGAUACCGACAGAACCCAAGAAAACACAGUAUCAUAGAAAUACGCACUUUGUAUGGCAGGAUUUCUUGACUGAUUUGGUUUGAACUGGAUUUUGUGUUUCUCGCGGAUUAUAUUUUUUGCAAUUAUAAGCAUAAUUCAAGACUGAGAUCUUUCUUGGACAUCUUUAUAGUGUGAAACACACCCUUGGGUGUUUGAUUCCCUUCCUCUAAGUUUAUAAAUAAAUUCCAAAAAAUAGUUUGAAUACUAGCUUCGAGUGACUAUAUAAAAUUUUAAAUUUGUCUAGCAUUAAAAAGGUGGGUUGUUCGAUUUUGCAUAACAGGUUUGAAUAUUUGUUUUCUAGGAAAUAACCCGAAGCAGUUUCACCGUUUGCAUGAAGGAUCUACAACCCUAUGAUGAGCAUCAUGAUCCUGUAACUAUCAGCUUUCUUGCUAUUGGAGGUGAGAACAGCCGUAUCAGUAGCUAAAUACGUAACAUUGAGAAAACAAAUUAAAUAAUAGGAACAACAACAACAAUGAAAGUCCUUACGAGGAAAAGCAUCACUAAAUUAUCAAUCUUUCUACAUUUCAAUAUUCCUCUGUUAUGAAACGAUCCAUGCGUUCAUCCACCCCGCCUUUCAUUCUUUCGUGCAUUCAUGCAUCCAUUCAUUUAUUCAUGCAUGCAUCCAUACAUCCAUCUAUCCAUCAAUCAAUCCAUCCAUCCAUCCAUCUAUCCAUCCGUCCGUCCAUCCAUCCAUCCAUCCAUCCAUCCAUCCAUCCAUCUAUCCAUCCGUCCGUCCAUCCACCCAUUCAUCCAUCCGUCCGUCCUUCCGUCCAUCCAUCCAUCCAUCCAUCCAUCCAUCCAUCCAUCCAUCCAUCCAUCCAUCCAUCCAUCCAUCAUCCGUUCGUCUGUCCAUUCGUCCGUCCGUCCUUUAAUUCGUUCGUUCGUUCGUUCAUUGAUUCAUUCAGUCAUUCACUCACUCACUCACUCUCUCACUCACUCGCUCAUUCAUUCAUUCAUUCAUUGAUUCAUUUAUUCAUUCUUCUACGCAUUCGUUCGUUCUUUAUUUUUUAUGUACGUUCAUUCAUUCACUAGUUUAUUUGUUCAUUCAUUAACUAUUUACUCAUUUAAUCAUCCACUGUUAGCCGUUUGUUAAUGGAUUUUUGUUUGUUUGUUUAAUAUCACAAUGAAAGCAUUGGUCUAAUUGCUUGUGACUAAAGCCGUUAUGUCUAUAUAACUGUUCUAUUAUUAUUUUGUUCUUGAAGACCUUAAUCCAUGUAAUUCAGUCACGUGUAAUUAUUAUGGUCUAUGUCAAGCAUCAAGUGCUGCGGAAGCGCAUUGCGCAUGUCCAACAGACUGCCCAACUUUUGAAGAUCACUUGUGUGGAAGUAAUGGGAAAACAUACCAGAAUCACUGCUUCCACAAACUGGAUGUCUCCAAACGCGCGCAAACAUUACCGUGCUGCAUGAAGGCUCUUGUUAUGGUAAGUGAUAUUGUUUGGGUCUUGCUCAUGUAAGUCACUUCGAAUAAUACCGUAAUAAAUUUGUGGCUGCAAGUUCAAUUUGUGCUUUAUGUAAGGCUAACAUUUCUUAUGUGUUUUGGCCUCAGACGCGCGAGCAUGCGGACACUUUGCGUACCCAUUGUUUUCGCGUGGCCUUCAGCAUUAUUAACUGCAGCUAAAAUUGUUUCAGCUUAAAAUACUACCUACCAUUUGUGACAAGUAUAAUUCUCAAGUUGCGCCAGUACCAAAAAUACGACCUUCUAGUCCAUACUGUCUCCAAACUCCCCGUUCUAAUAAGUUCAGCCCUGCACGUUAAAGGACGUUUCGUUAUUUAGCGAAUUGGUCUAUAAUGGAAUUGAAUGUCAUAUUUCUUAGUUGUCCGGACGAAUUGAAAUUGUUGACAUGUUCUGCAAUUCUCUUAUUCCGGCGAAGUUCUAUUAAUUUUGUCGAACUCGAAUGGCCACAUAUAUAUUAGUUUUAUGAUCAUUGCAGUUCCAUAAAAAAAGUAUUCCCGAUUCAGGACGAUACAGUUCCAAGUACUUUUCCUAUUGCUUUAAAUUAUGUAAGAAGUUUCAAGUCCCAAAAGUGCACGCCCGAUAAUAUUUGAAGUUUGUUGUGUUCUCCCAUCGUUACGUCUCGAUCAAAUUUUUUAUUAUAGUCUGACUAAAAGUGAACAAGUCCUUGACUUUUCUGUUGCAGAAUUCAUUAUGUACCGCGGUCGCCUUGCUCUUCGUCUGAGUUCAUCGGAUGUUCAAUGCAAGGAAGCAAUUUUACAAAAGAAUGUCUUUAAUAAUUAUCGGAGAGUACACGUGCAAACAACUAUUAACUACUUCAACGAGACCGGUGACUUUGUUCAUGAUGCUGCAGUUACUUGGACAGAGAAAAUUUACGCUGGAGGAUUUAGCGCAUGCGUAUUGAAGGCUGGUCAUUUAGAGCGCCAGACCCCAGACAAUGGACUGACGUUUGUUGAUUUCGUCGCUUACCAAGGUGCUCCUGAAGGUGCGGUUGCUGGGGAGGAAAGCCUCGUUUCCUGGUGGGAUGGAACACAUUGCAGAAGCGUCGAUAUUCCUGAGGUACAGUAACAGAACUGUAUCAGCAUAAGUCAUCACCCUAGUGCCCGGUAGUUGGAAGGCCGAUUAGGGCUAACCUGGGAUUAAAUUCUAAUACGUAUUUCUUUUCCUUUUGUUCAAAAGUAUUUCCAGGAUUUUUUCCUCUAAUCUCUUAAGAGCAUCCAAUUAUUAAAUUUUAGACAAAAUGAAUUAAACUGAAUUUGCAUUUAAGCUUUCAUAUCUAACUUCAAUUUUCGCACUCUGGGUUAUCUUAGACCAGUUUUGAACGGCCCGGCUUGGGGCUUCAUUUUCCAACGCGCUAUACUUUCAUUCUAAAUUUAGUCAAGCGAUUUGUAUUGACAAUUAAUAUGGUGAAGUCACCGGUAUUAACUCAUAUUUUAAAAAAGCAGAGUUUUGAUAAUAAAUUAUAUGUGCAUAGUUUAUUUCUAUUUUUGGUGACGUUUCUCGUUUACUUAUCGAAUAUCUCUUGAAAGAGCUGGAAAAUUUCAUCUGUCCGCGGUAAAAAUCAGUGCCGUAAACUAAAACCUCUUUUACAAAUAUAAAAUACAAUAAAUAAAUGAAUGUAUGAGAAAUAAAUAAAUAAAAGAGAGGACUGAUCGAAUCCCCGACCAUUUAAACCAGAAAGUAUAGGCUAGGAGUUCCAAAUCUGUGGAACUGAUUAUUUCCAUUUUCUAAACUGGUGUUGCGUUCAAAUUGUAUUGUAGGGAAAGUUCUCAGAGCCACCAUACAUACUAGUGACUGCUGAACACAUGUGCACGGGCCUUAAACAUGACGCUGCAACUGUGUGGGUGGAAGAUGCCUCAACGAAAUCUUUUUACCAGCCAGAACAACGCUGGCGUCACUGGCAUUUUCGUUGUUGAAGUCAGUCUUAUGACGGGGAGUAAGGCCGGGGGUUGUGGAGAUGAACUGAGUGACUAUCUCAAGGUUUGAAUUUAGAGGAAUAUCCUCGUUAUCAUCAUCAUCAUUAUUGUUGUCGAUGAGGCUAUCAAUAACUCUGUCAUUACACCCAGUCGCGAUCAUUUUGGUCGUUCAUUUCCAUUUGUAUAGCCAUCAUCAUUAUCAACAUCAUAAUUAGACUAGGGCUCUGCUCGACCAUUUGAUGUAUGACUAAAAGUCUUUAAACUAAACUCAUUCUGGGAAAGGAGACUAUCCACCAAAAGUAGACCAAGGUGUAAGGUAAAUAAAAAUUACCCAAGCCAAGUGAAAGGGGGGAAUACGGUUUUUGAUCUCUAGUUCCUAAUUCAUGUUUCAAAACAUGAAGCAAGCUACCUUGUGUUUUCGCAAUUUUGUAGAACUGGAUUGCUUAUCAAACACUCCCAAAUGGCAUGGAAGCUACGGAGCAUCUCAUACACUUUAGUAACACGGCUCAACCACUGAAAGCAAACAACAAUGCUUUUUGUCAGGUAUAGCUUGAUCUUUUAUUUGCUAUACGGCAACGUUUGACUUGUACGCUAGGAUGAUGUUGUUAAAGAUUUUAUAUGCAGUCUUUCUAAAGGCUUAAAUGUACAGCUGCUCUUUUUAACUAAAUAGAAAUCUGAAAAAAAAAAGUUAUAUGUAGCUCUGCUCAUUUAAGUUAUGAAUUUGCGCUGUAUUCAUUACAAAUUAAGCCGUGUUCUCAGGUAUUGAAUUCUACUUUAGGCGGUCACAUUUAACAAGACGUAUAAUCAAGUGCCUACUGUACUGAUUACAGCAAGUCACAAUAUGAAAGAAGGAAAACUCAUUCCUGAGUACAACAGUAUAGCCGCUUGGGUCGAGGUAUAUGCAUUCCUAUGAUUUCUUGGCCCGGUUAGAGCGAUUUUCGUAUAACCUUGAAACAUGGUUUCGGUAAUGGCUGAAAAGAUCAAAACAUCGACUCUUCGUUUUCCCGCCAAAGAAAACUCUAAUAUGGAGAAGGCAUUGUUCGAUUAGCCAAUCGUGUUGCAGUGUGAAGCCAAACAGAAGUAUCGAUUGAUUUCCAGAAAUUUCUCGGGCAUGAAGGUUUUUUCACCCGAGCUUUCGUUUAACCAACCAAAAGCCACGCGCGUUUGUAUCCGUUCGAUAAACCAAUCAAAUCGCUCUAUUUCCGUUCGUGUAUUGUUUCUGUCUUGUUUGCGCGAAAAUCGCUCUAUGAUAGCCGCGACAUUCGUGAGCUGAACCUAAUUUAAUUUUGAUUUUGGAGCGACGGCCGACUCCAGCGGGGGCCUUGCGCUUAACCUGCUAGCGGAGGUUUCUCCCCUGCAUGGCUUUUAGCGUUUACGAAGUCGUUUGCGUUGCUUGUCUGUCGCGUAGUUGGUUUUGUUUACGCCCCGCGAACGAUUUGAUAAACGCUAAAAGCCACGCAAGACCGGAGAAACCGUAGCUCGCAGGGUACUAUUGUAUGACAGUUUUCUUUAGACCUGGCCAUUAGAUCGUUUAGACCAUUACUUGGGGCGCGCACCGUUCCCUAUCGUUUGGCGUUGUGAUAGAGUUAGAGAAAAGCGCUAACGUUUCGGAGGCCUCCGCCUAUAACUUUUUAAACCCACAACCAAAAUUACAAAGAAAAAUGUAUUCAUCAUUUCCAACAUCUAGCUAAAAUUUGGUUGACACAAUAACGUAAUUUGACGUCAAUAUAACGCCAUAUUACGAUUUAAAAAUAUUUUGGCGUCUGACAAAAUGAGUUAGCCAACUUCUGAUUUUGAUUUUAUUUUGAUUAUUAAAAUAAUCUUUAACAACAGCAGUGAUGUCAUGAUGACGUCAUUACUCAAUUAAAAAGGUGGCGGGGGAAUAGUCCGAAUAGGGUUAAAGAGAAAGCAUGGGAAAUACUGAGUGACAUCGUAAUUGAUUUAGUCUUUCUGCUCCGGUUCCGUCGCACUCAUGACUCCGCUUUCCUGACCGAGUACCCGCUUCCCUACCGUAAAAAGACAGUGUUUCUCAUUUGGAUACCCACCUUUCUAAUACUUGGAAAGAAGCCCUGAUAAUGCCCUAGUGACAAUUUAUUUGACAAUACAAGCUUCAUGCACAUUCAAGACUCACCUUUAGAUGUUAAGUUCGAAAAUUUGCGUCCAUCGGGUUCAUCUUUUGGGUUUUACCUUCUAUUAGCAUUACGUCCCCUAGACGUCUAGUCGUCGAAUACAGUUGUUUCCACCAUUCCCCUAAGAAGAACUAUCGAUGAUUUUACAUGCUGUAAGAAGUCCAUUUAAACUUUGAUAAAAAUAAUUAAUUAAUAUUAAUGUUUGGUCAUCUUCUUAUGCGAUGACGUAUUGUGUAAUUUUUGUUUUCUGUUGUUUGUUUGUUUUGUUUUUUACAUUUCCCAGUGCAUCACGACCAAAAUCUUUAGAGUGUGUAUGAAAGAGCUCAAUAGGCAUCAGGGAAAUGAUCCAGUUACUAUUACGUCACUCAUUAUUGGUAAUAGUCCUUUAUUGUCUUUUUAG